UUAGGAUGCAACCCCCCGCAACAGCCGUGCCCGCAGCAGCCCCCGCAGGAGCAGAUCCAGCAGCAGCAGCAGUCCUUGCAGCGGCAGCGACCCCAGCAGCAGAGCCCGAAGCAGCAGCGCCCGCGGUAGCUGUGCCCGCAUCAGCAGAGCCCGAAGAGGAGGAGGAGGAGGAGGAGGAAGAGGAGGAGGAGGAGGAGGAGGAGGAGGAGGAGGAGGAGGAGGAGGAGGAGGAGGAGGAGGAGGAGGAGGAGGAGGAGGAGGAGGAGGAGGAGGAGGAGGAGGAGGAGGAGGAGGAGGAGGAGGAGGAGGAGAAGGACGACGACGAAGACGAGGAGGAGGGGGGUGGGAAGGAGGCGGAGGAGGAGGAGGAGGAAGAGGAGGAGGAGGAGGAGGAGGAGGAGGAGGAGGAGGAGGAGGAGGAGGAGGAGGAGGAGGAGGAGGAGGAGGAGGAGGAAGAGGGGGUUGGGCAACACACGGAGGAACAACAAGGGGGAAGGGGGCGGAAACAAGCUCGUGACGGCCGGGCCAGAGGAGAAAAGCGACCGAGGGAGUCGAGGGCGACAGAGAAACCGGCGGAUGGCCGUAGACGACGCCGGGGGGGGGCCUUGGGAGAGGGGGGGGGGGCACAGGCGGGGCAGGAGUGGAUCGGCAGUGGGUGGCGACAGUGAGGAGGUGGAGGAACGUCGGCGUCCAAACACG
Molecule: messenger RNA, 699 nt
Organism: Closterium sp. NIES-67
Lineage: Eukaryota; Viridiplantae; Streptophyta; Zygnematophyceae; Desmidiales; Closteriaceae
Source: the annotation of a GenBank genome assembly